Molecule: messenger RNA, 453 nt
Organism: Orbilia oligospora ATCC 24927
Lineage: Eukaryota; Fungi; Ascomycota; Orbiliomycetes; Orbiliales; Orbiliaceae
Exons: 1
Coding region: 1-453 (150 amino acids)
Biological process (GO): fumarate metabolic process; malate metabolic process; tricarboxylic acid cycle
Cellular component (GO): tricarboxylic acid cycle heteromeric enzyme complex; mitochondrion
Molecular function (GO): fumarate hydratase activity
Source: RefSeq, a predicted model, not a curated record
AUGCCUGGAAAAGUCAAUCCUACGCAAUGUGAGGCCAUGACCAUGGUUUGUGCUCAAGUAAUGGGCAACCAUGUUACUGUUACGAUUGCCGGUGCUAGCGGCCAUUUCGAACUAAAUGUUUUUAAACCUGUCCUGGCCAAAAACCUCCUACAUUCUAUAAGGUUGUUAGCAGAUGCUAUGGUGUCAUUCGAGGAUCAUUGCAUAUCGGGGGUCCAGGCGAACGAAGAACGCAUAUCUAAGCUUCUGACAGAAAGUCUUAUGCUUGUGACCUGUCUCAACAGCAAGAUCGGUUAUGACAUGGCUAGCAAAGUUGCUAAGAAUGCCCACAAGAAGGGGCUAACCUUGAAAGAAAGCUGCCUUGAAUUGCAGGCGUUGACUGGGGAGGAAGUGAGUGCCAAAUCUCCUAUCGCGGCGAACAGAAUGAUACUAACAUCUGACAGUUUGAUACCCUAG